This is a messenger RNA of Bursaphelenchus xylophilus (pine wood nematode), 3541 nucleotides long. The record is from the annotation of a GenBank genome assembly. Lineage: Eukaryota; Metazoa; Nematoda; Chromadorea; Rhabditida; Aphelenchoididae.
AUGUUUACUUACAAAAUCCUGCUAGACACCGGUAUUGGCAAGAUUGUCCCUCUCGUUGGAACCCUCGACGGGUUUGAGAAGCAGACCAUUUGCAGCGUUGUCGACCGUUACCUGUCCCAGUUCGAUGACCCGUCCAACUUCAACAUUGUCAGUUCGAAAUUCCAGGGCUUCGAUAUUCCCGCCGACACUGUGUUGACGGAGACUUAUCAAGAGGGGAUUCAUGUCAAGCUGCAUACUGAUGAGGUGGGUUCUUAACUUCGAAGAUUUUUUUUGUUAAAUUUGGGCCAAUUUGGAUGGUUUUCUCAUACUCAACAAAAAAGAUGAUUUUCUGCCCAAAAAUAUUUUUUUUAUGCGAAAAUGUCCAAGAAAUUAUGAAAAUUUUUUUUGCGAAUUAUGCCAUGAAAAGUUUCAGGCCUAUUCCUACCCUAGAGUGUAAUAUUUCCGCAAAAAAUCAAAUUUUUCCGCUCAAAACUGAUAAAGAUACAGCGAAAAAAAUGUUUUUUCUCUGACCACUCUCCACGUUUCGAGUACUCUCUCGGAAAAUCGCUGAGUAUCUCCGCUGUGCUUGCAAAGCGCGAGCUAAAACUUUCAGCAAUUGAUAUAUGAGGAGAGACGGUCAGAGAAAAAAAACUUUUUUUGUAGAAAAUAUGUUACAAUUUAUGAGAUUUCCCAUCAAAAAAUCGUAUUUUCGGUUAACAAAUUAAGAUUGUCUCUCGAAAAAUCAUCUUUUUCUUUGUACGACUUUGUUUUACGCCAAAAAAACUGGUUUCCUAAGCUGGAAAGUCGUAUUUUCACAUAAAAAAGCCAUCGUUUUCUAACCAAGACUCAUUUUCGGCGACAAAUCAUCUUUUCUGCCGUUGAGUAAACAUUGCCUUUUCUGCUUACAAAACUUUUUUCUCUGACCGUCUUUUCUCAUAUAUCAAUUUCUGAAAGUUUUAGCUCGCGCUUUGCGAGAGCAGCCGAGAUAUUCAACGAUUCGGAGAGAGUACGCAAACUGCGGAGAGUGGGAGAGAAAAAAAAACUUUUUUGGCUGUAUCUUUGUCCGUUUCGGGUAGAAAAAUUUGAUUUUUUGUGGAGCCAUUAUACUCUGCUGUAGAAAUAGGCAUGAAACUUUUGAUGUCAAAAUUCGCAAAAAAAAAUUUCAAAUUUUUGCCAACUUUCGAGCUAAAAAAUCUCGGUCGUUUCAAUAAAUUGCGAGCUAAAAAUCUCGGAUAUGCUUUGAAAAAGGAUUAUUUUAAAUUUGCCCCAAGUUUCUUUCAAAUGUAAGGUUCUUACUUCCCCUCUAAAACCAAAAAAAUUUCCAAAACUUCAAGCAAUUUUUCAUCUUGAAAAUCUUUCCAGAUCCAUCUGAAAUACAGUUUCACAAACGCCGAGUAUUCCUGGGAAGGAAUAGUGGAAUGUGGGCAGACCGACAGUCUGGGCGAGGUGAUUGAAAGGAAGCUGAAGGAGGACGGCUACACUGGCAAGUACAAUGUCCUCAAGCAUUUGCAGUUCACGCUAGGACGCGAAAAUACGUUUGCGCUUUCGGAGGCAAUUUGGCACCUUCGAACCUACCGCGUGGAGCUCGAAGCCGUUGCUCCGGUGAGUUUUUUUAAAUAUUUUUUUCGAAUUUCAAAAAAUUUUUUUUUUAAAAUUUCCAGCGAUAAAAAAUUCUUUAAAUUUUGCACACUAGUCAGGGAUAGUCCACAUGUCAAUUCCUGAAAAUUUUAGCUCACGCUUUGCAGGCCUAGCCGAGAUAUUCAACGAUGUUUCGAGAGAGUACGCAAAAUGUGGAGAGCGGUCAGAGAAAAAACUCUUUUUUUGGCUAUACCUUUGUCGGUUUCGGACGGAAAAUUUUGAUUUUAUGUGGAAACAUCACGUUCCCCAGUUGAAAUAAGCAUGUAAUUUUUUCUUCCAAAAUUCGCAAAAAAAAUCGCAUUUUUGACAAUUUUCGAUUUCCUCCAUGUUUCAUCAAAAACUGUUUUUUCAGAUCCAUUUCGAGCUUGUUUAUGGAGGUGGAGAAAGACAGGGAUACUUGUGUGUGAAUGCGCCCGUUUACAAAUUGGUAUCCGAUAUUGCCACUGAAGCUUUUGAGAAUUUGCAAUUGUUUGGAACAUGCAAGCAGCACAUCUACAUCUACAGAGUUGUAAGUCGAUUUUAUUCACUUACAAAAAUAUUGGGAAAAUAACGUGGAUUUGCCGCGGCUUAGAUUUGCCUAUGAUGCUUGAUAAAACAAAGCAAAUAGAAGACAAAUCGAUCAUAGGCAAUUCCAAGGCGCAUAAAAUCCAUAUUAUUUUCCCGACAGACUGAUAAACUAAAUGAAAAAAAUAAGAAAAAUUAAAAAUUUUUUUUUUAUAAUUUUUUCUUUCAGGACCACAUUGAUGGCGAGGAGGUCCUAAAAAAGGUCUCAAAUGAAGCGAUGCAUCUGGAUCCUCAAACCUAUCGCGUCUUUUUUGUCGCCAGCGCAACUAACCAUCUUCCGCCAGUCGAAGAACUGAACGCUGCGACAGUUGCGGAGAUUGUCAAAGAAAGCAAUGAGAAACUGCGCUCCCAGCUCAACCUACAACUGGCUGAUUUCGUCGAAAAACGGACGAAAACUAAUGAUGAGGGCGAUGAUAAAAUGGAUGAGAUUUCGGCUCAACUCUUCUGCAUCAAAUCGAUGAUUGAGAAGAUGGUGGAUCCCAAAGAGUCGGCCGAAUACAAGACACUAGAAGCUCAGCUGGAUGAGGUCUUAAGACAUGAUGACUAUUAUGAGCGACUUGUUGAAUAUGAGCAGCGAAAAAUUGCCCACAUGGCCGACAUGAAAUCUAAGGAGGAUAAAGAAAAACUGGCAACAAAGCAAGCCUUGGAGGAGUUGGAGCAGCUGAAAGAGAUGAACAAAACUCAGCAGAACUACAUCCAAACCGUCGAGGGGAAAUUGGAGCACUUGAAGAGUGAGCUGGAAGAGAACAGGAAGAAAAUUGGCUCUCUUAUUGACGAAAAGGUCCAGCUGAAUGAACUGAUCGCGGAGCUGACAAAGAAGUUGAAGGAGAAGGAAGAGAAUGCUCUGCAAAACGAAGAAAAGAAAGAGAAAAGGGAGGAAGUCGCAGCCCAGAAGAGCGAAGAAUCCGAUGAAGCCGACUCCACAAAACCCACAGUAGAUUUCUGCUUCCCUGAAGUGGUCACCGAAGAUUUCGCAGUCCAAAAAUCCCGUCUACUCGAGGAAAUCAGAGCCUUGAAGGACGAGGUCAGCGCUCAUCACAUGGCGGAAUUGGAUCUCAACUUGCAGCUGGCAAAUCUGCGGGCAAAGUAUACGGAGGUUGUGGACGAGAACAAGAGGUUGGAAAGACGUUUAGAGGCGGAGAAGGAGAAGGCCAUCCAAAGAGAACUUGAAGAUGAGGUGAAUGAACUUGCCGAGGAAGAAAAAGAAGAAGAGAAGGAAGAACAGAAGGAAGAAAAUGAAGAACAAAAUGAAAAUAAGGAAGAAAAAGAUGAAUCUUCUGACCCGGAAGACUAUGAAAUUGUCGAUAAAAAUUUCAUCGAUUCAGACUGCCGCAGCACCUACUCUAGCGCAGAAGAAUGA